AUGAAUAAAAACAUUUUCAUUGCUAUAUUAUUUGGAUUUUUAUAUUUCAAUUGUGUUGUAGCUGUUGAUACAGUACACGAUGAAGCUUCCAGAGGAACAAUAAAUAGUGGAAUAAGUGAUUCAAGGGAAAAUGACGACUUUGUUCUUCGUAAAAUAUAUCAUGAUCUCACAUCUUCUCUUGAUCUUCUUGAACAAUAUGCAAUUAUGAAUCAUGGAGUAUUUCUAAAUGAAGGACAUCCACGAUUGGUUGAAAAACGUAGAAAUAAAUUUGAAUUUAUACGAUUUGGUAAAAAGUAA
Messenger RNA from Strongyloides ratti, 297 nucleotides. RefSeq lists its product as hypothetical. The record is from RefSeq and is a predicted model, not a curated record. The coding region runs from base 1 to 297 and encodes 98 amino acids. The transcript is spliced from 2 exons. Lineage: Eukaryota; Metazoa; Nematoda; Chromadorea; Rhabditida; Strongyloididae.